Molecule: messenger RNA, 1907 nt
Organism: Actinia tenebrosa (Australian red waratah sea anemone)
Lineage: Eukaryota; Metazoa; Cnidaria; Anthozoa; Actiniaria; Actiniidae
Product: melanopsin-B-like
Biological process (GO): G protein-coupled receptor signaling pathway
Cellular component (GO): membrane
Molecular function (GO): G protein-coupled receptor activity
Source: RefSeq, a predicted model, not a curated record
UCUUACGACACGAAAAUGAUGAUUUSUAAGAGGAAWGGUGCACUGAAAGGAACUCAAAUAUACAUAAACGAAGACCUGACUAAAGAGAAUGCUAAACWUUUCAACUUUAUACGAAAGAAUUGUAAUGCCACCGUGAAGUCAGUGUGGGUAACAGACGGAAAGAUUCUAGUCAAGAAGAAUAAUGAUGGAAAAACACUGCGCAUACGGACAACUUCACAGUUGGGUACAAAAUAUUUUAAAAGAACACAAGCUUCUCAGCCUGAUCUCAAAGUUCUCAAAAAAGAAAUCAAAUCGCGGAUACUGAAUACUUUUCUGAUGUAAAGAAGUCUCAUCUGAAGUCUGAUCUACCGUCCUGAGAUAUAUUGCAACARUUCUUAAUUUCUUUUAAAUCCAAAUGGCCAACGAAACUCAUAUUGACAAAACAUGUUUCUUCCUCCAUCUUGAUACAUUAGUUGUACAGCAAGCCGUCGCCAGCUUCUACAUAAGUAUUGGAUUAAAUACUUCCAUGGCGCCUUUGGCAACAGUCUUCAACGCUGUUGUUCUGUUUGCAAUAUGGCGUACCAAGUCYCUCCACACACCUUCGUGUAUUUUACUUGGAAGUCUUGCCCUUUCGGACUUUUUUGUUGGUGCUGUCACACAGCCAGCUUAUGUGGCGUACAAGUUCGCAGAAGUCAAUGGAGAAUUCGACAAUUACUGCAUACGWGGAGUUCUUGCUCUUGGUUCGGCUUACGUAUUUGCUGGAACCUCUUUCUUGACCCUUCUGGCGAUUAGCAUCGAUCGUUACCUUGCGUUACAUUUAGGAAUGCGUUAUCGUCAAAUCGUCACGACAUCCCGCGUGACCAAAGUGGUCAUUAUAAUAUGGGUUUUUGGAUGUCUUUUAAGUUCUUCGCAAAUGUUUCUCGGCAGCAAGACGUUUGGUCGUGUUGUUUCAGGAAUCAUGAUCUUCUGUCUAUUAGUAACAGCAUGGGCUUAUAUCAAAUCGUUCAAAGCCCUUAAACUGCAUCAAGCCAAGGUAGGAACAAGUAGACAUGCCAGCCAAUCAGCAUACAGCAUCAAAGACAUCAAGAAAUACCGCGAAACCCUCACGGUCAUCCUGUACAUUAUAGUGUUGGUUCUGAUUUGCUAUAUUCCAUUUGUGUGUGCUAGUGCAGCUAUAGGAGUCAAGGGUUUCACCAGUGCUACGCGUGCAGCACGUAAUAUUGCCUCACCCAUCUCCUUCGCCAACUCUUUCUUGAAUCCAAUCGUGUACUAYUGGAAGCUGAAGGACAUUCGUCAUGCAUGUGUUAAUGCUGUUAGAAAGGUGUUGAAAAAAAAUGAAAUCAGUAUUAGCAGGACUGAUAAUUCCGUUGCCAGUAUGUCUUACGGAACUCAGGAUUUAGCGAGACCCGAAAACUAAAUGCGUUCACACAUUGUCUUUUGAUCACCGUGAAAGAAGGUGUAAGUAAAGUUAGUUCAAAGACCUUUUUGAAGUCCAAAAAACUUGCAUCACCGUUAAAGAAGGUGUAAGUAAAGCUAGUUCAAAGACCUUUUUUGAAGUCCAACAAAACUUGCAUCCUUUUCGUCAAGCUUCGGUACAAGCAACAGCAUAAUUAAAGGAACGAUGAAUCCAACGGACACUCAUCUGAACAAGCUAUUCGAAGGUCUUUGAUACCAUACUGUCGCCAAAGAACACAGCUGUAAAAAUUAAAAUUUUUGAUGUUUGUGUUGAAAAUAUGCUUUUCUAAGUUUUCUAGUGACGUCAUAGCAUAACCAUAUUGGAUGAUUCUAACCAAGAACACAUCGUUGGUUUAUCGAGGCUAGUCGUGUCAUCCAACAUGGCGGCCAUUUAGGCUUUAAAAYAUUUGUUUUGCAAUGUCUGCUUUCGGAAAUCAAUGUUUUUUGAAGUAAAACAAACGCUUUCAUACUCA